Ricinus communis (castor bean) is the source of this 2104-nucleotide messenger RNA. RefSeq names its product galactoside 2-alpha-L-fucosyltransferase. Gene Ontology annotation, molecular function: galactoside 2-alpha-L-fucosyltransferase activity. NCBI's taxonomy places the organism in Eukaryota, Viridiplantae, Streptophyta, Magnoliopsida, Malpighiales, Euphorbiaceae. Gene Ontology annotation, biological process: xyloglucan biosynthetic process; cell wall biogenesis. Gene Ontology annotation, cellular component: membrane; Golgi apparatus. The record is from RefSeq and is a predicted model, not a curated record. The coding region runs from base 107 to 1843 and encodes 578 amino acids. The transcript is spliced from 2 exons.
GUAAAUAAUUGCUAAUUAUAAUCUAGGACAAGCUCCAAAAUGAAUUAAAUUUAAAAACCCAAAAUGCUAACUAAAACACUGAGUGCGAGAAUUAAAAUUAAACUGAAUGGAUCUGAAUUCAUUCACAAGAAGACGAUUAGCAUCACCAUCAAAAUACGCAGAUCAACAACUCUCUUCUUCCGGAGUCCAAGUGAUGAGGAGAUUUGGAUCAAAUACAAUGAAGCUUACCAAGAUCUUGGCUGUUGGCUUUGUUGCUCUUCCUGUAUUAUUUGCUCUCUCCCUGAUGCUUCGUCACUCACCCUUUGAUCGCUCUUUUGGGUUUGCUGACGCUAGACUUCUUGAGAACAUAGCCCAAUCCAAUGCUACACUUGGACUAGGCUCAGAAAAUGUUCUAUCACAAGUUACUGUCGUGGACAAUGACAAAUUGCUUGGUGGACUUCUUGCUGCCGGUUUUGAUGAAGCCGCUUGCACCAGUAGGUACCAGUCUUAUUUAUAUCGCAAGACUGCACUUCACAAACCUUCUGCAUAUCUCAUUUCUCGACUUAGAAGUUAUGAGGAUCUUUAUAAGCGUUGCGGACCUAAUACUGAGUACUACAGAAAAGCUCUUGAACAAUUCAAAUCUGGCCAAAGUAAUGUUGGUUCUGCAGAUUGUCAAUAUGUUGUGUGGAUAUCUUUUAGUGGGCUGGGCAACAGGAUACUAUCCCUAGCUUCAACAUUUCUUUAUGCUCUCCUUACAAAUAGGGUUCUGCUUGUUGACCGAGGUAAGGACAUGGCUGAUCUCUUUUGUGAGCCAUUUCCAGAGAAAUCAUGGUUUUUGCCCUUGGAUUUUCCUAUAAUUGAUAAGUUCGAAAGUUUUGAUCAGAAAUCUUCUCUUUCUUAUGGGAACAUGCUGAAGAAGAAUAAUGCCAUAAAUGCUUCAGCGGAUUCGACCCAUUCAUAUCUGUACCUCCAUCUAGCUCACGAUUAUGAUGACCAUGACAAGCUUUUCUUCUGCCAAGAAGAUCAAUCUCUACUUGCUAAAGUCCCCUGGUUGAUUGUGAAAACAGAUAACUACUUUGUCCCAUCUCUUUUCUUGAUCACAUCUUAUGAGCAAGAGCUGAGUAAAUUAUUUCCUGAGAAAGGAACAGUUUUCCACCACCUAGGGCGGUAUCUUUUUCACCCCUCAAAUCAUGUGUGGGGACUAAUCACAAGGUAUUACAAAACUUACUUGGCCAAGGCAGAAGAGAGCAUUGGCAUACAAAUAAGAGUUUUUGAUGAAAGGCCCGGUCCUUUUAAACAUGUAAUGGAUCAAAUUUUAGCUUGCACUCUGAAUGAGAAGUUGCUGCCUCAAGUAGAUAUUCAAGACCCUGCUGUUGCUUUUUCUGCCAACCCAAAAUUGAAAGCUGUUCUAGUCACAUCACUUAAUUCAGGCUACUCCGAGAUUCUGAAGGACAUGUACUGGGAACACCCAACUAAGACGGGGGAAGUCAUUGGUGUUUACCAGCCAAGUCAUGAGGAGUAUCAACAAACGGAGAAGCAUAUGCACAACAGGAAGGCUUGGGCUGAAAUGUACCUCCUCAGUUUGACUGAUAGGUUGGUUACAAGUUCUUGGUCAACCUUUGGUUAUGUUGCACAAGGUCUUGGAGGCUUGAAGCCGUGGAUCCUGUACAAGCCUGAAAAUGAGACAGCCCCUGAUCCACCUUGUCGCAGGGCAAUGUCAAUGGACCCUUGUUUUCAUGCUCCUCCCUUCUAUGAUUGCAAGGCUAAGAGAGGAACUGAUACAGGUGCACUCGUUCCUCAUGUGAAACAUUGUGAGGAUAUGAGCUGGGGCUUAAAGGUGGUAGACAGUCAUGACGAGUUAUAAUAGCCAUUAUUAUUUUCAUAUCCUCGCCAAUUAUCUGGUGUUGAGAUCUGCUGUAUGGCAAAUAGCUAGGAACUUUAGUGGGAUUGCUUACCUCUAAAGUUGUUGAUAAUAUUGUAAGCUAGCAAGGGUUGCAGAAUUGUAGUAAAUGGAAAGUCAUAAUGAUCCUAAUCCAUCUUGUUGCUCGAACGAAAUUUUGAAACUUUUGGUGUAUAAUAUAAUCAUUUGAUAUUGAGGCCUGCAAUGGUGGGAGGUUCGCUUUCA